Molecule: messenger RNA, 2889 nt
Organism: Sebastes umbrosus (honeycomb rockfish)
Lineage: Eukaryota; Metazoa; Chordata; Actinopteri; Perciformes; Sebastidae
Gene: cdc42ep1a
Product: CDC42 effector protein (Rho GTPase binding) 1a
Exons: 4
Coding region: 755-1936 (393 amino acids)
Source: RefSeq, a predicted model, not a curated record
CUCAGCUCACCCAGCGCACCAGCGGGUCAGUCCGGCUGCAGCACCGGCUCGCUAGGACCACACCGACCAACCAACCAACCAGCCCACCAUACAUUACUAAUGGACACAUAAUUAAACUGGAGUCUCCUGUUCUUCCUGUCGCAGUUUCCUGUGAAAUCAGAACCAGUGCAGCAGCCGACCAGGGUGGUAGCAGCCAGGCCUUGCCCAAAAGAGGCGCACUAACGGGGGUAACGGAGGAGAUGAAGGAUUAGAGGAUAAUCCAGGAUGGUUCCGUGGUGCGACCGCAGAACCGUUUGCAGCUGGACUCGGACCUAUUUCUGAGCUGAUGUCGACAACGCCAAAGCCCAAGGCAAGCGGGGGAAACCAGGCAACCUGACCGCACUCCAACUGGCCCGGCUGCUUCCAGGAACACAACUGCACAGUGUUCUCCUCAGUUUAUAGCCGUUUAAUUCAGCCAGCUAUGCAUAACAACGAGCUACAAAGAGUGGGACAGAGUUUGGCCCGCAUAUGAUAAACAGAGAUAAUAGUCCAGUGAUCUAUUUGGCAUCGCAGGCCUGGAGUUGAGCUUUUCAGAAAUUACACGGUUUCAUCUUGGAAUAACCUCUCUUUGGGUUUAGAGUUUUGGACUGAUGAACUGUCAAUGAUCUGGGCAUUAAUCUAAGAGGAGAAAAAGUUUUGCCAUUCGGUGGGAUUGAAGGCAAUUCCAGAUAUUGUUCAAGGUUGAUUUUCAAGAAGCCACUCACCUCUUUUGAACAUGAAUCUUCAGGAGAAGCUGUCAGGCCUAAAAGGUCUGGUCUCACACUCCCACAGCAAGCGGCGCUUUAAAGGCGACCUCACGUUGGACAUGAUCAGCCCUCCUCUGGGCGACUUCCGCCACACCAUGCACGUGGGCCGCGGCGGCGACGUGUUCGGGGACACCUCUUUCCUCAGCAACCACGGCGGCACCGCCAAUGGGAACAACGGGGAGACGGAUUCCAUCUCCUCCCCCGACAACAAGAUCGGAGCGUUCUUCUCCAGGACGCUCCGUCAAAUCCGGAGGGGCUCCGACAACCGACCCCCGGCAGGACCCAAGGACCUGUCGCCGCCGCCUCCCGUCGUUUCUCCCAUCGUCAAGAACGCCAUCUCCCUCCCCAGGCUGGAUGUGGAUUUGCCAAACGGGAGUCCCACCGCCAAAGUGCUUUUCCCCAGCUCUCAAAGCACGCCAGAGGAGAAGAAAAGCUCUUAUGGUCUGGAGUCUGGUUUCGUCACUCUGCCUCGCCUCUCCCGCUCCGAGCGCCAGCAGCCCUCCAUCUCCCUCCCCAUUUCCUGCUCCCCCAACAUCCACCGCGGCUCUCUCACCGACCCCACCGACGCAAUCUUAUCCACCUGCUCCGCCUCCAUCGCGACCUCUGAGCCCAAACCUUCCUUUUCCACCUACUCCGACUCCCUCCCCUCCCUCGCCUCCCUGGACACCUUCACCUUCGACCUGGGCCCCUCCCUCAUGAGCGAGGUGUUCGGCCUGAUCGACGGCCACUCGGAGGAGCACGUCCACCACGCCUGGGAGGGAGAAGAGGCGGGGUCGGCGUGCGGGUUGACCAACGAGGGUUCGGAGAUGGACUCGGCCACUAUCUCGUACGUGGAUUCCCUGCUGAGGGAGGACUGCGGCGGCAGGAAGAGCCCGCACGGUGCCGAGUGGGAGGAAGAGGAGGAGGCGAACGGAGUCGGGCUUUCUGUUAAAGCACCUGACGUGGUGAUGGGGUCUCCCGAGCGAGCGAGGUUGGGGAUGGAGAGCGAGCGGUUCCAGAGCGCUACAGAUGUGCUUGCACGCCACUACGGCGUCAGCCACUUAAAGGGACAGAGCAGGGUGGAGGUCGCAGAUUCAGAGAUGAUGAUCAUCAGCCAGAAGAACAAAAUGACCUACAGUUACAUGGAAGACGAGGAUGAAAUUAAAGUCUGAGCUGAGAUAUUUUGACACCAAAAGACUGUCUCUGAUGUAUGAUAUAUAAAACCAAUCAAAUCAAUCAUCUAAAAUCUUUUUUUGCGUCAACGAGGCUGGCUCUUUUGACAGGAUGACAGUGAAAACUACAACUCUUCAUAUUGGAUCUUUUACUUUUAUACAAUCGUGCUUCAAGGACGUACAGUUUUGAUGCAAAACUGUUGCUGAAUGUAUCUAAAAAGGAGUGAAAGACUUGAUGCUGCACGUUUCCAAGCCCAGCGCAGAGAAGGAGGAUUUCAAAAGACUUAAAAAGGACUGAAACAAAGAGGAGGAAAGCGAGGAUGUGCCAGAGAAUGUAGAUAUUAAGAAGGUCUGAAAGGAAAUGCCAACAUUACACAAUGUAGAAGUUACAAAGCCCGUCAUUCACUUUAUAUUUUUCACACUUCCUCACACACGAGGGGAAAAGAUUCUCUGUCACUAAAUGAGAGAGGAAGUGGUGAUCAGAAAAAUAGAUCAUCUUAUUACAACCUCACUACAUUCUCCUGUCAUUUCACUCAGGAAUACACUACCAGGAAACAAACAAAGGGAAGGGAAAUAAGACAUCUGGAACCUCAGGCCUUGUUAGAUAAACCAAACAUCUCAGUUAUUAAACUAAACGGACUGAGGGGAUGUGACAAGUAAGACUGGUAUUUGCUAGUUACCAUAUAUUUGCUCAUUUUAUGCUGCAGAUAUAGAGACUCCGUGCACCUUUUAUGAUUAUGAAGACCGACUCCUGUAUUGCUUUUUAAAGAAUUGUCAUUUAUAUGUUCUUUUAUACGACUGUACAUACAGAUAUUAACUGACCUCCUAUAGAUGUGUACUUACAGUAUGAGCACCUGCAGUACGUAGUGCAAUUCACAUCCAUAUGCUGCAGUCAAUACCAAUGAUAUAUUAUGAUGAUGAUAUAAAUUGACAAUAAAGAUGUUUCUAAUUAG